GAAAUGUGCCCGUGGAGGCUGGUGGCCGCUCUCAGAUGGAUGAAGACAAGAGCGAGCAAUUAUUGUCCGUAACGGCUGAUUCAUCCGCUCAACUGAACGAUAUCAUUACAAGUGAUUUCGAUGUGGUGACUACACCCUCAAUGAUAUCCGUCAUUAAGGAAUAUUCUCCCUCAGCGGGGUCAAUAGAAAGAGGAGUUUCUGCUGCCGCGUCCGGUACACGCUCGGAUAUUGAGCACCGUUAUCAAUUGAGUGGCGAUAUCAUCAUUAUCAAUCAAAUGGAAGCUGAUCAUGACGUGCUCUGCCUGUGUUACACGGAAACUUACGACCUUUUGGCGGCAGGACUGUCGGAUGGCACGUUACGGUUUUACAAAGUGAAUACAGGGGAGAACACCCUGACCCUUUGCGAUGCAGAGAUGAUGCAGAAUCCGGCUCCAACGACUGCUGUGAAACAUCGGCCGGUGCGCAGAUCACACCCGAUCACGCGUACCGUAAUAGCAACUUAUGCCAAUGGCUGUGUUAAAUGCUGGCAUUAUCCAACGGCGCAGUGCCUUUAACGAGAGAAGCGACAAACGCUCGGUUUAGCUUAUCAUCCUCAAUUACCGAAAUUUGUCACUGUCGGGGACGAUGCAAAUUUAUACUUAUACGAUGAAGAAACAAAGACACGAGAGAGAAUAUUCCGCGGAAGUGAUAUGCCAGGUGUCAUGGAUGGUCAUAAAUCCAGAGUCUUCAGCGCCUGCUUCAACCCCAAAUCCGCGCACGAGCUAAUAAGCGGAGGCUGGGACGAUACUGUCCAAUUUUGGGAUACCAGACAAGCUCAUUCCUUCCGAUUUAUAUCAGGUGUACAUAUGUGCGGGGAUGGCCUAGAUAUCAGUAGAAAUGGGAAAGAGAUUCUUACCUGUGCUUGGCAGAACAAAGAUCCGCUACAAUUGUGGGAUUACGAUAGCGGCAGACUGAUCGCCAACCUGGAACCCGAUAGUUAUUCCUCUUUAUUAUAUACCGGAAAAUAUGUGACAAAUAUGUUUGUCGCAUGCGGUGGCUGCGACAUUGAUCUCUUCAGAAUUGUCGAUUUGCGAUCUCAUGCUACUGUAGCGAUGAUUAAAUAUCUCAGGAGCGGUGUGUAUUGCUUGGACAUCGGUCCAUUUCAAUCAAAAUACGUGAAACUUCCGAAGCUCGCUUUUUGCGCUGGAACAACAAUUUUUGAGGUAGACGCUCAACCCAGUUAACAGACCUGUGAUGUAUACAGAUAUAUCUAUGCAUCUUUGAUAGACAAAUAUACAUAAUUUUGCAACUCA
Ooceraea biroi (clonal raider ant) is the source of this 1292-nucleotide messenger RNA. RefSeq lists its product as uncharacterized. NCBI's taxonomy places the organism in Eukaryota, Metazoa, Arthropoda, Insecta, Hymenoptera, Formicidae. The record is from RefSeq and is a predicted model, not a curated record. Gene Ontology annotation, molecular function: protein binding.